This is a messenger RNA of Penicillium brevicompactum, 609 nucleotides long. RefSeq lists its product as uncharacterized. NCBI's taxonomy places the organism in Eukaryota, Fungi, Ascomycota, Eurotiomycetes, Eurotiales, Aspergillaceae. The record is from RefSeq and is a predicted model, not a curated record. Bases 1 to 609 code for a protein of 202 amino acids. The transcript has 2 exons.
AUGCCUUCCCGCAGAUCGGCAGCCCAAGUCCCCCCCAGCCCUGGUCAAGAUAAACCUGAACCAGUAACUGCUCCUGUACGCACUCGGCGCUCUAUUAUUGCGGGCCCUGACACCCGCCCGCUGUAUGGCCCCCAAGGUGCGGAUACGCAGCCAGCCCUGCGAGAGGAGGCUAAACGUUCGAUAGAGCGUCUGGAGGCCGAAAAUGCCAAAGGCGCAGAAAGCAUCCGUCAGCUGAAUGACGAAAGGAACCAGACCGUUGUCAAGGUGCAGACACUCGAGAUGCAGAUAUCUACUCUGGAACAGCAGCUCGAGGCCGCACAAUCUGCUGGCGCAGCCGGAGAUGACGGACUGAUCACGCUCAUACAUCUCGGCACCAAUGUCAAUGUUUUGAAAACCGACAUCGACAAAGAAGUAGAAGCACGAAGAAACAAACGAUUAGCUGCUGGCAUGCCUGAUUCUGAUGUACUACAAGUGAAUUGGCCGGUCCACAAUGGACAGAUGGGAAUGUUCGAUGCCAAUACGCUUCCGAAUUAUCCACUACCGAGUACCUUUUCGUUGACCAACCAACAAGCGCUGGCACAAGUCAAUCAACAACCCAACCAAUAUUAA